AUGUUCGCCCAACCGUUCGACCAUUCGUUCAAUGAUUUAUUCAAUCAGUACGUCAACAUGGAGUCCGCCAAUCCUGACGGCUCCAACAAAGACGUUUCAUUUCCAAACGACCUUGACCAAAUCUUCUCGCUUGACUCAUUGUCAAGCGAUUGUGGCGACCAUUCACCCACCAUCUCCACUUCCAAGGUGCCCCAUCAGUCACCUCCUCAGUCCUGGGGUAAAGACCUCUGGUGUAUGCCGCAAGAGGCUGCUGUCUCCUCUGCAGAUCAGGACACGCCCCUUGCAUUUCAAGACAGCGUGCACCCCCCGGCUGUUUCAGAUCUGAGUGCCAACCUUGAAGCUUCUUCUGCUGCCCCGAACUGCCCUACCGAGAACCGUUCUCCAUCGACUCCGCCGGCUACCCCGAGCCGCAAAGCUAAGAGUGCUUUGGUCACCCCAAAGUCUAUCCGUCGUCAUCGUGAACCUAAUGAUCGCCGCGCUCUGCUGCGGAAGCAAAGUUUCUCCCCCAACCUGACUCGCUCCUCGCAGCUUCAAAAACAUAGAAUGGCGUACCCCGAGGCUUGGGCUCAACGCUUUCAGCAUUUCAACUACCGCCAUUCGGAUGACCGCCUGCCGCUCUCCCCUCCGCCUUCUGACAUCCUUGUUCAGCACGAGAACUUUGGUGCUGACGGCUCCGCGACGCACAUGAAUCCCACGGGAGAUUCGGCGGAAAUGCCUCAUCAGUUCGACUCCAGCAUCUUCACUCCCUCUCCUGCCAUCUCCAUGCCCUCGCCGUCUGCCCAUGCAUUGGCCCAGCAGCAGCCGAAGUACUUGAGCCACUCGAGCAACUCCGCCUUGACCUCGAGUCCCCCAUCGGCCGACGACAUUUUCUCCUCGCCGCAUUCCUCCGAUCCUCAGUCCAUGUCCUCGUGGCAUUCCGAUUCUUUUGGCACCCCUGCCAUCCCUUUCACCCCUGAUCUUCAUAGCCAGGAUGCUCAGGCAUGGUGGUCUCCUAUGACUUCUCGCGUGGCCCAGCGCCAACCUUCCUACCAACAGAUGGCUCCACAGAAGCCCAUGCAGAAUACCAACAGCCAGCAUGACAUGCUGCAAGGAGGUCUCAUGAUCCAGUUGGAUCCCUCGCAAUUCGGCAUGUCCAACUCGUCUUUCCACUCUUCUAUGUCUUCGGCUCCCAACCCCCAGGAGACCCAGGCUUAUAGCCACACCGCAGCCACCACGCAAAACUACGUCGACUCCGCUGCAUUUGCCGCACACGCCCCCACGACCUCGCGGUCGCCCUCUCUUUCUCCCCGAGCUGGUGGCUCUCCGAAGAACGGGGCCAUAAUGAAGACCCCCCAGCGACGCACCAACGGGCGAAAGCUCUCUGCUCACUCCAUGAGUGCGCCCAAGCCUGUGAGGGGGCCCUCUGUGAGCCCCAAGGGCAGCAACAAAUCCGUUACUGUGUCAUUUGUCAACUUCACUCCCAACGACAGCCAGAAGAUCCUCACCGGAGUCGCUCCCAGCGGCAGCUCGAAGACGAAAGCGCGUCGCGAGCAGGAAGCCCGUGAUAGACGGCGUAAGCUGAGCGAGGCUGCAUUGAAUGCAGUACGCAAGGCCGGUGGGGAUGUCGAGGCUCUUGAGGCUGUCCUGUGUUAG
Molecule: messenger RNA, 1632 nt
Organism: Aspergillus terreus NIH2624
Lineage: Eukaryota; Fungi; Ascomycota; Eurotiomycetes; Eurotiales; Aspergillaceae
Gene: wetA
Product: developmental regulatory protein WetA
Exons: 1
Coding region: 1-1632 (543 amino acids)
Source: RefSeq, a predicted model, not a curated record